Cladophialophora bantiana CBS 173.52 is the source of this 609-nucleotide messenger RNA. RefSeq lists its product as uncharacterized. NCBI's taxonomy places the organism in Eukaryota, Fungi, Ascomycota, Eurotiomycetes, Chaetothyriales, Herpotrichiellaceae. The record is from RefSeq and is a predicted model, not a curated record. The transcript has 2 exons. The coding region runs from base 1 to 609 and encodes 202 amino acids. Gene Ontology annotation, molecular function: ATP binding.
AUGGCUUUACCAUGGACCGUAGAUUCCGCAUUGUCUCCCAGUCUUGAAUCUUUGCUAUAUCCGAUCGCUGCCAAACCGAUCCGUGGUCGAGGAAGUCACGGGGUCAAGGUGUGCCGCAAUCCGGCGCAUCAGUCAGCACAUUCAUCCGCCUUGUUCAAAGAAAGCCCGGUCGCCAUGCUCGAAGAAUAUCUCUGGGGCCAGAAAGCAACCGUCACCGUUAUGCCACCAUUCCAGGACCAUCCAGCUUACUACGAGCUGCCACUCGUCGUGCGCUUCAACCACGAAGACGGCAUUGCACCGUAUAAUGGCGUUGUGGUUGUGACGGCCAAAUCAAGAGUCCUGACACCGCACGAGGAGGCUCAAAAUCCGCGGUACCAAGAGACCAGCCAACAGUGCGAAGAGUUCACAGAGGCAAAGGAUUCGGUGUUCGCCAUCUUCGACGUCAAUAUGAAAUCUAACAUGACCGAUCCAGGCCGGACCGGCCGCGAAGACCAGGCAAGUCUGACGGCAAUGGCUGCCAGUGCGCUUGGAUGGGACUAUCCGGAGCUGUUGGCGAGGAUGCUGAAGUCUGCUCGAACGCUGCAAGAUCUGAGGUCCUUGGAUAUCUAA